Molecule: messenger RNA, 752 nt
Organism: Cuscuta epithymum
Lineage: Eukaryota; Viridiplantae; Streptophyta; Magnoliopsida; Solanales; Convolvulaceae
Source: the annotation of a GenBank genome assembly
UUUUUGCAGGCGUACGUGUCUUCGACGAUCGUUGGUGUUUAAUUGUUCAUGUUGUGGCCAUCGUGUAUGGAUCAGAAAGGAUCUAUUUUACCUUCGAUUCGGGAAGGAGAUGAUUUUUGACUUUGUGAUAUGGAACCCAUCCACCAUGGAAAUCAAAUCCUUACCCGCACUUGAGGUUUCCUUCCAACAUUCUGACAAUCAACUACACGUACUACCUGUAAUGUUCGCAGUGAAUGAUGGAAUUGGUUUUGGGCUUUGUAAGAACAUGAUAUGGAAGAUUGUUGGUCUCUGGAGCUUUAACAUUUGAAUGGUAAUGUCUACCACAAAAUCAUAAUGGUUGGUAGUCAAGUUGGUGAUUCAUGGUGUUGGAGGAAAAUUGAUGCAACAAAUCUUACUUCUAAAUAUUUGAAUAUCAUUGAAGAUUUUUAUUUAAAAGCAAAGAUACUAUUGGCGGGUUAUGGAACUUUCCCCAACUUUGUCUACUUAUGAUUGUGAGCAUCUUCUUUGGUUUGACAUGGAUGAUGAGGUUUUUGGGACGGUCGAGCUGCCAUCUCAUAUUGGAUGUGGUUUUUUUACAACUAUGGAUAAAACCAUUGCUUUGUUCAGUUAUCCAAUUAUGCGAACAAUUAUCAGAUCUAGAUUUGGUUGAUGCUUGAAGAUGAAUAUCACCAUAUUAAUUGGUAUAAACACACAUCCAUAGACUCUCAUCAUUAUCCAGAUGAAAGACCAAUAAGAACCUGGAAUUAGGCCUG